AUGGGACUUGUGGAUGAAAAGUACCAGUUUAACACAGUGAAGAUGAUGAGCCUGGUUCAGAUCUCCUCCAUGCUGCUGUGUUACCUCUGUCUGUCUCAGGGGAAGAUUUCAGAAUAUCAACUGGAAUCUGAGACCCUGAGUCAGUGUGAGUCUCUACGUGGUGGUAGUUCUGCCCGGCAACAAGACCAUGUCCCCCAGUGCUCAGAGGACGGGCGAUUCAGACACGUCCAGUGCAGCGGUGCUGGUGGUGAGUGCUGGUGUGUGAACGCAGAGGGAGCUGAGAUCUCUGGAUCCAGACAGAACGGAUCAGCUGUGUACUGUCUGACGUCCUGCCAGCUCCACAGACAGCAGGCCCUGCUGAGUGGCGAUGCCCCCCUGGUGCCCCAGUGCCAGGCCUCUGGGGAGUACCAGGCGGUGCAGUGUGACAGCGCCCGGGGACAGUGCUGGUGUGUAGACCUGGAAGGCAUGGAGCUCUACGGGACCCGGCAGAACGGAAAGCCCUCUCAGUGCCCAGGCAGCUGUGAGGUGAGGUCGAGGCGUCUCCUCCACGGCGUCGGGGAGCGCUCUCCCCCUCAGUGCUCGGCCGACGGCUCCUUCCUGUCCGUGCAGUGCAAGUUUGUCAACACCACUGACAGGAUGGUCUUGGACCUGCUGCACACGUUCAACAGGUUCCCUAAAGUAUUCCAGACGUUCAGCAGCUUCAGACAGAUGUUCCCAGAGGUGUCCAGUUACUGUUUCUGUGCUGACAGCAGAGGCAGGGAGCUCCCCAGCACAGGUGUGGAGCUGCUGCUAGAUGAGGUGUACGACACAGCCUUCUCAGGUCUGGAACCAGGCCGCUCCUUCUCCCAGACCAACAUGUACCGUAUCCUACAGAGGAGAUUCCUGGCCAUCCAGCUGGCGAUGACUGGCAGGUUCAGAUGCCCCAGCCCUUGUGAGAGCGAGCGAUCCGCUGGUACCCAAGCUGGCAAUGUGUUUGUGGCGUCCUGUGCUUCCGACGGGGGUUACGUGCCAACCCAGUGCCAGGCGGGUGGGCAGUGCUGGUGUGUCGACCCCACAGGGAAGGAGAUCUUUGGGACACGACAACAUGGAGGACACCCUGACUGUGGUGCUGGAGUGAAGGACUGUACCUCUGAGCGUCGCCAGGCCCUCUCCAGGCUCUUCUCCAGCCCCUCAGGUCAGGUGCCAUCAGCCAAGGACUCACAGACACACCCAGUCCCAAGCCCCCUGUCUCCAUGCAGCCCCCAACUCCAACAGCUCCUGCUGGGGACUCUAGGAGAGUCCCUUUCCGAGCGAUCCGAUUUAGGAGACAUCCUGGCUGAGAUGAUCCAGGGGAUGUUCCCUAGCGGGGCUAUGGCCCUCAAGGCCCUAUCUCUAGCCUCCAACCCCAAGAGACUCCAGGAGAACCUGUUCGGAGGAAAGUUCUUAGGAAACGCUGGGAUGUUUAACUUCACUGGGGCCGUCGGUGUCAGUGGCACGUUGAGUUUCAGUCAAGCCAGUCUGACAAACAACCAAGAUCUGGUUCAACUCAUCAGCACCACUCUGGAAAACGGAGACUUCCUCUCCACCCUACGCCAAACCAUCCUCUUAUCCACAGCCGAGGACAGCACCCAGCUAGGUGAGCUGUUCAAGGUCCUGUUUGAGAGCGCCCAGUCCGGUGGUGCUGGUUGUGAGAGGGAGCCCUCUGCCCUGUAUGUGCCCAGCUGUGAUGACAGCGGCCAGUAUCAGGAGAUCCAGUGCCAAGGCUCGGAGUGUUGGUGUGCUGACCCCCAGGGUCAGGAGGUCACAGGGUCACGUUUCAAUGGUCAAAGGCCAAGGUGUCCGUCACGAUGCGAGAGGGAGCGAGCGGCUGCUCAGAAGGUGAAGUCAGGCCAGGCUGCUGGGGUAGAGGUGUUCAUGCCGAAGUGUGCGGAGGACGGGAGCUACGUGGCUUUGCAGUGUCUGGGAAAGAGUUGCUUCUGUCUGGACCUCCUGGGAGAGAGACACGCCACUAUCCCUUCAGGACAGACUGUUCAGUGGUCAGCUCCAGGCUCCUGUUCCCUGGCGAUGGCUGAGGUGGACCAAUUCCAGGAGGAGGCUGAGCGUCUGGUCCUCCUCUCCAACAGCUCCCACAUCCCUCUGGGCUACAGCUACCUGCUGGCUGAAGGUCUCCGUCUGACCUCUGACGAGCUACUCCACGCCCUCUCCUCCUCCGACCAGACCACGCUGCUCUCUGAUAGGCUGCUGAGCCACUCACACUCUGCUCUACGACUUGCUGCCCACUCCACUCUGCGGUUCUAUUGGCAGAGCCAGCAGGCAGCAUCUGUGGAGGAGAGACCGUCUCUACUGCUGGGCUACCAGCCCUACAGGCCCCAGUGUGAUGCCCACAGACAGUGGCUGCCCACCCAGUGCCACCCCAGCACAGGUCAGUGUUGGUGUGUGGAUGAGGAAGGAGGAUACAUCCCAGCUUCCCUGACCAGUCGCAGAGACCAUUGUUCUGUAUGCCAGACCCGGUGUCAGAGAGGUUAUGCUCAGGCUCUGCUCUCUGAUUGGACACAGUCCUCCUACAACCCAACUUGUGAAGUGGUGAAUAUCCUCAGUGGCCAGUUCUCUGUGCUCCAGAAGGGGUCUUCAGGUGGAGGUGGAGCCUGGUGUGUCAGUCCUGUUUCUGGGGAAACCAUCCAGCCUGCUACCCUGAGUCCCAGUGGAGACCUCACAUGUCCUAGCUGGUGUCAGUUGUUGACAGACAGUGGUCAGUCUGUGGUGGGUUAUGAACCGGAGUGUCAGGUGGAUGGAAGGCUGUUCUCCCCGCUGCAGUGUGACCAGACAGACUGCUGGUGUGUGUCUCAGACAGAUGGACAGGAGCUGCCUGGAACCAGGACGCCACGUGGCACCGGGAAGACCCCUGCCUGUGACAGUCCCCAGUGUCCCUCUCCGUUCUCUGACAUCCCUGUUACCUACGGUGACGUGGUCUGUCGCUCUGACGUGAUUGGUGGCCAGCAGAACUGUGACCUCAUCUGUCACCUGGGUUACGAAAGCACACUUCCUGUAAACAUGCAGUUUCUGUGUGACGUGGAGACCAGAGCCUGGGUGACAGAGGCCCCACUUCCUCAAGCCUGCCAGAGACUUCAGGUGCUGCAGACCGUCCAGACCUCUGUGGUGCUCCAGCUCACCCUGCCUCCAGGCCAGGGACCCUGCAGCUCCUCCCUCCACUCCAGCCUGCAGACCUCUCUACUCCACGACAUGAGGGCCAAGGGUCUCUGCAGCCUGCAGCUCAGUGUUCAGGUCAGCUGGAGGGCUCUUCUCUCAGACCUUCCUGUCUCUGUUCUGCCUGACCUGCAUGACGUCGAUGUAGCGCUCAGUGAGGACAGGCUGUUGGAUGGGCUGCUAGGCCUGAUGGGUAGUGACCCCUACCGCUCUCUCUUGACCUCUGAACCCAGAGUCCUCUCUACCUCAGCACCCAACUUUGGCUGUUUCCAUGGCUACCAGCGUGUUGGAACCGGAUGUGGUUUGACAGAGUGCCAGCUCAGUGGCCUGAGGUGUUCAGAGGGAGGGGACUUCCUGUCGGCCCAGCAGGACAUCCAGACCAGGAGGUGGCGCUGUGUCACAUCCAGCGGAGAACAGCUGGAGUGGACAACCACUGGCCAACCUCUGUCUGAGGGAGAAUGUUCAGUUCUGGAGAGGUUUGAGACAGUUCCCAGAUCAGCGUUUUCUCUAGCAGCAGAAGACUAUGUCGUCCUCAGCUCAGAGACGUCAAACACGACCAUGGAGAAACAACUCAGGACGUGUGUGUCAGCUUGCGCCCAGGUCCAGACUUGUCUUUACGUCGUCCUUUACGCUGAAGAAGGACAACGUCACUGUGAACUCUACAGCACCGACGCCGCUAACAUCCGAUGCCAAACCUCUGAGCAAACCAAAGGGUUCCUGGGAAAUGCAGGUGCUGAUAUGUUCCAGAACCUGAGCUGUUCUCUGAAGGUGAACGGGGCUGACAGACAGAACGUCACGGUCAUCAGGAAGAAAGGUCAUGAAUUCACCACUAAGGCCCAGAAGACCUUUGAAAGGUUGAGUUUCCGUAAGGCCAGUUCUGGUGUGUACCGUACCGUGGUGUUUGCAGCUGAAGGAACCACUCUGACCGACGUCCAUCGUUUCUGUCAGGACGAGUGUACCCAGAACACCUGCUGUGACGGCUUCAUCCUCAACCAGAACGUUCUCAGCGGAGGUACCAUUAUGUGUGGUCUGCUGAGCUACCCAGACAUGUUGCUAUGCAGUGAGACAGACUGGGACGUAUCUGGCCUGGCCAAGGCGAACAGGAUCUGUGGGGCUGGAGUCACCUACAAUAAACUGCAGAAACAGUUCAUCUUUAACUUUGGAGGACAAGACUUCUCCAUCACUGAUACAGCUCUGCCAACAUCAAGCAAGAACAAAACUGACUACCAGGCCACCAUUAUUGGGUUCCAAGGCAUUUACCUCUGGAAAGAGUCUGACAUGACCACUCGUCCCAAGACCUCCCCAGCCUGUAGCAGUGUCCUCCCACAACAAGCCCCCAGAGUCGUUCUGUCGGAUGCAGUGAAGGAGACGUUUGUGGCCCUGGACAGCAGUGCUGUUGUUGUGGACUCUGAACGGGACAUCCCCAGCCUGCAAUACUGGAUCUUUAAACAUCAGUUCUCUGCACAGGAGGCUCAGCUGUGGUGUCUGAAACGCUGUGAGGAGGAGGAGCUGUGCCACUUGGCUGAUGUGAGAGAUGAGAGCUCAGUGUACUUUACCUGUGCCCUGUACCCAGACACCCAGGUGUGUGGGGCCUACGACAAACCCCUGAGACAGGCCUGCAGCCCUGUGCUCCCCCAGCAACCCCACACCGCUCACACCAAGAAGGUUGAUCUGACUGGAAGUGUGGAGAGUUUUUACAGCCGUGUUCCCUUUAAGAAGAUGGUGUCUUAUUCCGUCCGUAGCCGCGUCAACCUGAGUGACAAGCCUAUCACUGAGGGGUUCCGUGAGUGUGAACGGAGAUGUGAUGAAGACCCGUGUUGCCGUGGAAUCGGAUACGUCAGGGACACACAGUCACCUGGAUCAGACGUUCUCUGCCUGACUCUGAACAGCUUUGGUAUCCAGACGUGUGGUGAAGGAGAACGGACAAUGUGGAGAGUCCAGGACUGCACCCCCUCCAAAGUAGAAACCGGAGUGUAUCCGCUUGGCUGGUACGAGAAACCAGUGAACCAGUGGACUGAAUCACCACGGUUGUGCCCCAGUUUCCAACUACGUCCUUCAGAGAACGUGAGUUUGAGUGAGUGGAGACUCCUGGAUGCGUCCUCUACUCUGGUGGAUCCGUCCGUCUCCACGUUUGACAUUAUUCACAUCAGUAAAGACAUCGCUGAGGACCUGGACAGGACCAGAGACUGGUGUCUGUCUGCCUGUGAGGAGGCUGAGUCCUGUGUUGUGGUGUCAGUGGGGCGGACCGACUCGGCUGUCCGCUGUGUCCUCUACCCAGACACCCUGGCCUGUGGCCCCUCCACUACCACCACCGGAGGUCAGGACUGUCGGCUGGUCAUCAGAGAGUCAGCUCUCCAGAUCUACCUCUACAAAGAACCCAAGGCGGCGUUGACGUCAGUGUUUAUCCCGGCUCACGGAACGCUCCAGGGAUCGGCCGUGACAACGCUGCUCGGGUCAGACAGGAAGACAGUCAGACAGUUCUUGGGAGUUCCGUACGCUCGUCCUCCUAUCAGAGCCCUCCGUUUCGUACCCCCACAGCCUGCUGAAUGGAGUGGCACAUGGAACGCCACGGUUACCAGACCCAGUUGUCUGCAGCCUGGAGCUGUGGAGUCAUCAGCCAGCAGUGAGGACUGUCUGUACCUCAACAUCUUCGUCCCCAGCGGCAUCGUAAGGAGUGCAGCGGUCCUGGUGUUCUUCCAUAACCCGUCUGGAGCAGCCAGCGAUGACACAGCAUCUCUACUGGACGGCUCCUACCUGGCUGCCGUCGGCAACAUCGUCGUGGUUACCGUCAACACCAGGGUUGCAGCGUUCGGAUUCCUCAGCACAGGCUCCACAGCCCUGCCAGGUAACGCCGGCUUCCAGGACCAGGUAGCCGCUCUGAAGUGGGUCCAGGAGAACAUUGAGGCGUUCGGAGGUGACCCCAGGCUGGUGACGGUGGGGGCAGAGCGGAGUGGAGCCGACGUGGCCAGCCUACAUCUGACCUCCCCCUCCUCGCGUGGUCUCUUCGACAGGAUGCUGCUCAUGGGUGGCUCUGUGUUCUCCCCUGCCUCAGUGCUGAGUGUAUCCAAAGCCCAGGGGCAGGCUGAGGCUCUGGCCCGGGAGCUGGGCUGUCCCCCCUCCUCUGACCCAGAACAGCUGGGCUCCUGCCUGAGAGCAGCUCCAGCACAGGACCUCAACGCUGCCCAGACCAAGUUGCUGUCAGUCAGUGGGCCCCUGCAGGCUUGGAGUCCAGUGGUGGAUGGGGUCUCUGUCCAGGGGAAACCCUCCAUGGCCCUGAUGAAUGCAGGCUUCCACAGAGCUGACCUCCUGCUGGGCUCCUCCGCUGAGGAUGGACUCAUCAGCAGGGCCAAGAGGAUCAAGAACUUUGAGGAGCUCCAGGGGCGAGCUGACAGUAAAACAGCAUUCUACGAAGCCCUGUCCAACUCUCUGGGUGGAGACGAUGCCAAUGCCUUUGUCAAGGCUGCAGCCACCUGGUUCUACUCCAUGCAGCACUCUCCCUCUCCAGCUGGCUACAACCUCUUCUCUCAGGCUCUUAACAGUGCAACCAGAGAUCUCUUCAUUGUGUGUCCCACCAUAAAGAUGGCCAACUUCUGGGCAGCUAACACCAGAUCCAAUGUGUUCAUGUACCACCUGCCUGAGGACACCGCCCAGACCAGUGCUGACCUGUCAGUACCCCUGGAUGUCCACUAUGCCUUUGGCCUCCCCCACAGCCCCCUGACCUACGACCUGUUCACCAACACAGAGAGACGCCUCUCCCUACAGAUGAUGACCUACAUGGCCAACUUCAUCAAGUCCGGAAAUCCCAACCAGGCUCACAGUGUGUCCCGCGUGGCCUUCAGCGAGGCGGCGCUGCCCCUCUGGCAUGCCUUCCAGUCUCAUCCUGAGGGGGACAGCUAUAUGGAGGUGGAGCCAGGCCUCAGCAACCACAGGGGCCUCCGCAGGGCCCAGUGCUCCUUCUGGGCCGACUAUGUCCCCUCUCUGACCGCCUCCACUGGCAAACUUUCAUCUGCUGUGUUGGAAGGGGAAUCUGCUGGUUUGGGGGCUGGAACUCCAACACCAGAAACCAAGUUUUUUGUUGAUUUCUUGACAACUGUCACCCAGAGCAAACCCAAGUCAGAGAAGGAUGCUUAUAAUUAGAAAGAACAUCCACACUACGUAUCGUCUAAUCUGCAUUUAGGGUUUAUCACUCACACAUAGUGAGAAAUGACAUGUUGUUUCAACUGCCAAAGUAGUCGGUAAAUUAAGUCGUGUCAUUUAACUGCCUGUUUAGUUUCCAUACAAAUGAAAUAAAACAAUUGCAUGAC
Molecule: messenger RNA, 7487 nt
Organism: Oncorhynchus nerka (sockeye salmon)
Lineage: Eukaryota; Metazoa; Chordata; Actinopteri; Salmoniformes; Salmonidae
Gene: tg
Product: thyroglobulin
Exons: 50
Coding region: 1-7320 (2439 amino acids)
Biological process (GO): thyroid hormone generation
Source: RefSeq, a predicted model, not a curated record